Molecule: messenger RNA, 1571 nt
Organism: Styela clava
Lineage: Eukaryota; Metazoa; Chordata; Ascidiacea; Stolidobranchia; Styelidae
Source: RefSeq, a predicted model, not a curated record
AUACGGGAAAUGAUUUUGAAUUCAGAAUCCGCGUAUAAAAUAAAAUACCGAAACGAAAAACGGUUAUUAACUUCUGCUUUUCUUCUAUACAGAUUUAAAACAGAUAUGUUUAGAUUUAUUAUUUUUACUUUUCUUCUCUUAAAGUCUUCGUUUGGCUGCGACCCAAACCCCUGCGUCUAUGGGCGAUGCACUACAGACACGGACGACGGAAGUUCAACUAAAUGCAUUUGUGAUGAUAACUGGACCGGAAUCCACUGUAACUUACCGCAACCAGAAGUAUUAUGCAGAAAUAAAACCAUCGACAUUUUCAUCGAUGAGCGUAUUGUUACGGAACAAGGACUUUCGAGUUCACCUGACUUCAUCCAUUUUUUGAAUGCGCCCGAAUGUAAAGCUGUGAGCACAUCUGGAGGAUACUAUCUCAAGAUUAAUGCACCUUUCAAGGAAUGUGGUGUGGAGAUCACGCAUACAGGCGAUGACUAUGUCUUCCAGCAACAAGUGGUUUGGAAUCAGCUUGGCGAAACUAUUGAGCGACCUCUAGUGUUGCUCGAUUUUAAAUGUACAUACCAGGACAAAUAUAUUGUUUCGUUUGGAGAAAUAACACCUUAUGUAACCACUGUGGAUUUCGAGACAAGUUAUGGGACCUUCAGAGUGGAUAUGAACUUAUAUAAAUCUUCUAGUUUCGCCGAAGAAGAUAGAUAUGGCGCUAGGCCAGUGGUAGCAAUUGAAGACCAAGUUUGUGUGUCUACAGAACUACAGAACGUGAUGCCGCAAGACCUAGUUUUGACAAAUAAAGAAUGUUGGGCUUCAACCAAACGUGAUGGAUCGGGAGAUGCACAUUACUUGGUCUCUGAAAAAUGUAAAGACGAUCCAACUACCGACAUUCUCAGCAACGGGGAGGGGGAUUUUGCUCGAUUUUGUUUUCAAAUGUUCAAGUGGAAAGACUCGAUGGAGGAAAUUUACAUGCACUGUAUCGUGAAUGUUUGUAAUGCAACUGCUUACCCUGAUUACUGCACAUGUGAGAACGGAGUCACUGGAAGAUUUGCCAGAUCUCUUUCUAUGGACGAAGACGGAACGCGAAUCACAUUUGGACCGGUUUAUGUCAAGGAAGCGGGAUGGGACGAUAAUGAAUUGGAAAACAACGUCAUCAGUUUUGGAAACGAAAAAAUUUACGUAAACCCGGAAGACAGGAAACGUGACAAUGAACGUACAGACUCGAAGACAACAAUAUUAAUAGCAGUUGGAGUUGUUUUAGUAAUCGCUCUCAUUCUUCUCGGAGUUGUUGUUGCAGUUUAUAUAAAUUGUCGUCGAAGAUCACGUGACACAAAAACACAUUUACGCAGUGAAGGGGAACCUGUUGUCAUACCAAACCCAGUCAUCCAUAACGAAAUGAUGAACUAGUGUUAAAAUAUAAUAUUAUAAAAAAGAAUUCUACGAAAGAAAAAUGGAAGAAAUACAAUUUUGAUCACAUUUAUUUGAUUAGGUACCAGUGUUUAUUUUAUUCUAUUAUAGUAUUCUUUUGUGUUUUCUAUAUAUGCGGAGGUAUUCUGAUGAAAUAAAUAUUUCAAAAUUUA